CUCUACGAUAACAGAGCAAUCUACGGCUUAGAUUUCAACUUAACAACAUAUUUCAAGGUUAUGGUAAAAACUGCGUACGUGUUAUUGUUUGUGUUUAAAUUAGCUAAUUCAACACUCAAUCGUACAUUUCAUAUUGCACAUUGAACUUUUUAUAUCGACAUAAGUUUAAACAUCUGGUAGACUUUUUUUAUUAUUUAUAUUCAAAAAUGUCCAGCCCCAAGCAAGAAUCCGUUCUCAAAGCAGGUCACCCCCCUGCAGUGAAGGCAGGUGGGAUGAGAAUAACCCAGCACAAGACAAGAAAAGAUUUUGGUGGAUUAACCGAAGAUGUGACUGGAAUUACAGUAACUGGUAGUCCCCCAAAAACAACUACUGUAUCUGGAGCAGUUGUCAAAGGGCAUGCUGAUUUUCCAGCAGAAGCUGUUCAAAGUUUUCAUAAAGAAAAACCUCCAGUAAAUCAUCCCACCAAACCAUUAACUCAUAUCCAACAACCUAGAAAAUAAAUUCAUGGGUACCAAUUCCCAUAAGAUGUAAAAUAAGGUUUUAACAUGAGUUUUCACAAUGACACUUUUUAAUACAUCUUUCAAAUAGCAUUUAAGUAAUGUGAAUGUUUCAUAUUAUAUCAAUUAAAUAGAUGAGAUUAGAUUACUCUUGUUACUGUUUUAUAAUUUAAAAGCUCUUUAUGAAACCAGUCUACUUGGUUUAGUCCGUGUUACUAACUUCAAUUUUUAUAUAUUUUGUUUGAAAUACAUUUUUCCCCAAAAAACUAAAAAGUGAUUGUGAAAUUCUUGUUUCAACAUUAUUUCCUUUUAUAAUUUUUAGUCUUUCGUUUAAGCAGCAAUCACAUUUGAAAAUAAACCCAAUAACAUACCGAUAUUAAAGUAAGGCUGCUUUUCAAACGUAUUACUAUUUUUUGAACUGAUUUUUAUUAAUACAAAUAGAUUUUAAAAAUGUUUAUGUUCAUUGCACUUGUAAACUAUUGAAUAAUAAUUGUUUGAUGUACAUAUGAUGUGAUACAUAUUUUCAAUUUUUUGAACAACAUAUAGAAUCUAUAUCAGUCUUUCUAACAGUUAAGUUUCUUUUCAACUCAAAUGUAAUAUAUAAAAUGAAACUUUUUGAAUGAAACCAUUUUUUAUCAAUUUCAUUAUAAAAGAAACUCAAUGCAGUUCUGUGAUUGUAAAUCAAGACAAACUUUAUAAAUAGUGCGAUUUACUGUUAGCUAGUUAUUUUGGAUGCAACUUAUUUUAUUGAAAAUUAUACAAUUUUCUGAUAACAGAAUAUUUUGAGGAAUAGAAAAACUGAUUUGUCAAGAGAAAUAAUUGAAUUUAAUUUGUAUAUGAUAUUUUUCUAGGGCUGUAAUACAAAAUGGCCAUUUCCUGACACUUUUUUGUUGAACAAUUUGAGACAUUUUUUACUAGAAUUUUGUUUCCAUAUCAAUAACCAUGUAAAUGGAUAUAAGUAAUUUUUAGAAUUAACCUCAUUCAAUAUUGCAGAAAUUGUUAAUGUGGUAUGCUUAAACUCAUUACUGGAAAUCAAUGUUUCUAUUUAUUAAAUUAAUUAUGUAUCACUUUCCAAAUUAAUAUUUUGAUUUAUACAUAGUUUAUAUAAUUUAAAAAAUUAUUUUAUUCAUGUUUUUUAAUAUACCUACCAAAUAUUAGGAUAAAAACCGAUUGAUUUCUUGAAAAAAUUUAUUUCUUUUUAUUAUUGUUAGGAAUCAACAGUACUAAAGAAUAAUUCAGUUGUAGUCCAUAAAUGUAUGAAUAUACCUAAUUUAAUGAAAUUGUUUAUGUUACUCAAUAGUUUUUAAAUUUAAUUUAUUAAUAAUCCUGAUAAUAAUUAGCAACAGCACUAGAAAAAGUUGAGUAUAUAAUUCUAGGAAAUAACUCACUAUUUUAAUUAUAUUAGCGGUUAUAUUGGUACAAUUAGCAAAUACAUUCUUAGCUAACACAUUUACGGAAUUUUAAUAAGAGCAUAUUCUCUAGCUAUUCUAGCUAGCUCUAGAAAUUUCCGAUAUUGAAUUAAAGCAUAGCACCUUGGCAAUUUCUGCAAUAUUCGGCAUACUACUUUCACUAGAUGUAUAAUUUUAAGUUUUAUUUUAUCACAAUUUGACUUCUAGGUUCCUCAUAAAAUGGUUAGAAAAUGGUAUUUUUAUACUAAAGUUGUAAAAAAAUUAAGUUUGAUUACUUCGAGCAUUUCACUUAAUAAUAACUUGUGCACAAAUAUAAAAUAUAACACUUGAUUUUACAUUUUCAAAAAAUGUAAUGAUUCAGAGGAUGUUGAAAUGUUGUUAUAUAUUUUUAUUGCUCUUAUAAUACUAAUGUAGAUGUUUUCUUUCAAAUUUUUUAUAUGGUUUGGGUUUUAUAAUUGAUAAUUUUCUUUUUAUGUAUGAAAGAAAUUUUAUUUUCUGUCAAAAUAAAGGUGAUUUUAAUACAUUUAA
Molecule: messenger RNA, 2434 nt
Organism: Diorhabda carinulata
Lineage: Eukaryota; Metazoa; Arthropoda; Insecta; Coleoptera; Chrysomelidae
Product: death-associated protein 1
Exons: 2
Coding region: 207-500 (97 amino acids)
Biological process (GO): cellular response to amino acid starvation; negative regulation of autophagy; apoptotic signaling pathway
Molecular function (GO): death domain binding
Source: RefSeq, a predicted model, not a curated record